Chaetomium globosum CBS 148.51 is the source of this 1965-nucleotide messenger RNA. RefSeq lists its product as uncharacterized. Lineage: Eukaryota; Fungi; Ascomycota; Sordariomycetes; Sordariales; Chaetomiaceae. The transcript has 5 exons. Gene Ontology annotation, molecular function: ATP binding; protein serine/threonine kinase activity. The coding region runs from base 1 to 1965 and encodes 654 amino acids. Gene Ontology annotation, cellular component: cytoplasm. The record is from RefSeq and is a predicted model, not a curated record. Gene Ontology annotation, biological process: intracellular signal transduction; protein phosphorylation.
AUGGCCGGCGAAUCGAACUACGAUGUACACACACGACUUGCGCCGCUAAUCCUGCCCCUGCGUUCGAACCCAGUUGAAGAGGAUGACCCUUUGACUCCCGUCAUCCAUACGGCAGUGCCACCGAGCCUGAUCUCGCCGGGCAUCCAGGUCGAACUCUAUGGCGAUCCUGCUGGAAAGCCGGCUCCGAUUCACCCUCGGAAACGCGCUCAGUCAAACAUCCUCCGCAACGGUCCACGGCAUCUUGGCCGCUUCCAUCGAGCGGGGUUUGGCGCUCCCGAUGCUCCCAUCCUGGACUUCAAAGCUCAACAAGCCAAGGAGGCCCAAGAUGCCCUGUUCCUGAUCCGCGAGGAAAUCGCCAUCAUGAAGAAGCUGAACCACCCCAAUCUCGUCCAGCUGAUGGAGGUCCUGGACGAUUCCGAGGAAGACAGCCUGUACAUGGUCAUGGAGAUGUGCAAGAAGGGGGUUGUCAUGAAAGUUGGCCUCGGCGAAUCCGCGACGCCCUAUGAGGAGGAACAGUGUCGUCACUGGUUUCGCGACCUGAUCCUCGGCAUCGAGUACUUGCACUCGCAAGGGGUUGUCCAUCGCGACAUCAAGCCGGAAAAUCUCCUACUCACCGAUGAUGAUGUCCUCAAGAUCGUCGACUUCGGCGUGUCUGAGAUGUUUGAGAAGGCCGGGAACAUGAGGACCUCCAAAUCCGCGGGCUCGCCCGCGUUCCUCCCUCCCGAGCUAUGCGUAGCGAAGCAUGGUGACGUUUCGGGGACAGCAGCCGACAUCUGGUCCAUGGGCGUGUCGUUGUACUGCCUCCGCUAUGGGCGGCUGCCGUUUGAGCGGGGUGGUGUGUUGGACAUAUACGAGGCGAUCAAGACCGAAACCGCCAAGUUGCCGCCUGAUGAGAAUCCGGACUUUGUUGACCUAAUGGGAAGGCUACUUGAGAAGAACCCGGAAAAGAGGAUAACCAUGACUGAGCUCAGAGACCACAUGUGGGUGACGAAAGGGGCUACGGACCCCCUCCUCAGCGCAGAAGAAAACUGCUCAGAUCCUGUCGAUCCGCCCAAUCCCCUCGAGCUAAACCACGCCUUCACCCGGCGAAUGAGCCACCUGAUCUGCGUUCAAUCCGGAAGUUCAAGAGCCUCCUAUCCCCACGCCCGACGCCCUCUCACAGGGGCGCCCCCGGCGAUCACGCAACCACAGUUACCCCGCCUUCCCCUUCACCGGUCGACGAGAAGCCCCCGGCCGAGCUGGCCCCGUCCACAGCCGAGUUCGCUGCGCGAGUCCUGCGCGAACGCCAGGAGUUCCUGGCCAAAGGCGGCAAGGCAAACUUCGACCUCCCCCUCCACCCACCCUCGACGACAACAACAGCAACAACAACAAACCCCCACAACCACCACCACCGACUUCACCACCCCACCCGAACACGUAACCGAUGCCCACCACCCCGAAGAAGAGCCGCAACCCCCCCUCCCGCUCCUCGGUAUCGGAACGGGCGGGAUCGACGACUUUCCCGGCGCCGACGACGCCCCCCACCCGGCCGACAUCGUCUCGGACUCGCCCACCGUCGUCGACUUUAACGUCUACGACCGCGCUUUUGAGGCCGAGAUUGAGCGGAUUAAGCGCUCGACAAGUCGGCGGGGUGGUGGCGGUGGUGGUGGAGUUGGUGGUGCUGCUGGAGGGCUGCGGGGGAGAGGGGUUGGUGGUGGUGGUGUAAGUGGUGCGGGAGGUGUUGGUGGCGUUGGUGCCGGCGCGGGUGGUGGCGUCGGGACGGGCGUGAUUUAUCAGACGCGGUUUAGUGAGCGCGCGGGGGCAGGAGCGGUUGGCGGCCACGAGGGUACUCCGAGGAGCUUUGCUGACUCUGGUGUUGAUCUGGGAGGUGCCGCGCGGGAGCAGCCGGGCGGCGGCGCGAGGUUUGCCGAGCUGGUUGCCAAGGCUAUGGCUGUGGAGGACGCGCGGGAUAGGUUGGAGGAUUAG